AUGGAUGUGGAUCCUGCAUUCGAACCUCGAACUCAAAGACCACCUCCACCUUUAGAGCUAUCAGUGGACAGCGAGACACCCCAGUCCAUUCUCGCCAAAUGGGAGUCUGUCAUGGCGACCGAGAUCAAGUUCUGUGGUGAGGUCCUACAACGUCAUUCUUGCCGUCGGGUGUGUCACAAGUACGGAAAUGAAGAUCAGUGUCGAUUUCUCUUCCCUCAUGAAGUUGUUGAGGCAUCGUAUUUUGAUGCAGAGAGCAAUUCUGUGGUACUCAUGUGCAGAGACAGCAUGGUCAACUACUUUAACCCAUACAUUCUCAUUUUUUGUAGGCAUAAUCAUGAUCUUAAGUCGAUAUUGUCUGGCAAAGCCGCGAAGGCUGCUAUGUUUGACAUCACGGACUACAUCACCAAAAUGGAUUUGAAGACUCACAAAUUGCUGUCCUUGAUG
Suillus bovinus is the source of this 444-nucleotide messenger RNA. RefSeq lists its product as uncharacterized. The record is from RefSeq and is a predicted model, not a curated record. The transcript has a single exon. The annotation marks the transcript as partial. NCBI's taxonomy places the organism in Eukaryota, Fungi, Basidiomycota, Agaricomycetes, Boletales, Suillaceae.